ACUUGCGCGUGAAUCCAAGGGGCUGCUUUCCAAACUUUGCGGUGAUGUUCUGGGAAAAUGGCAAAGCUGGGCGCUGGGAUGGAACCUGGAGGGGAGGGCGCGGGGUGGUGGUGGUGGUGGUGGUGAGGGGGGACGUAAAGCGACCAUAACGAAGCAGGAUUCUAGAUCAAAAAAAAAAAUACCCCAAAUAAAAAAAAAAAAAAAAAAAAGACGAAGGGAACGGGUAAUCCAAGGGGGAAAAAAAAAAAAAUAUUGUUCCUUUCGGCCAAGCGGCCGCGUCACGUGCGUCCGCGGCCCCGUAUAAACGCGCUUGGCCAUGUGUGUGCGCGAGCUGGGCGAAUCCAGCGCGGAAUCCUUGCAAAAGUGCGGCGGGAGCGGGCGGGAGCCGAGCGCGGAGCUCCAUGAGCGGCGGCGGAGGGUACGGAGGAGGCGCCGGGGCUCGCCGGGGCUCGGGGCCCUUCCCUUCCCUCUUCCCUCUUCCCCCUUCCCUCUUCCCUCGCCUUCCUCGGCUCCCCUCCCCCCGGGCGCUGCCUCCGCACAGGCCCGAGCCGCUGCCGGGUUGUUGUCGGCCUUAUCCCCCCCUCCUCCUCCUCUCGGCAAAUUAGGAAUCGGGGCUAAUUGUCCCCCGCUGCCCCCCCGCCCCCGGAACCUGCACUUCGCAUCUCGCCGUGGCCUUUUUUUUUUUUUAAUUUUUUUUUUCUUUUUUUUUUCUUUUUCUUUUCCUCCUCGCUCUUUGCCGUUUCUGCCUCCAAACGCUACUUUGCCUGGAAGAAGGAGAAGGGAAAAAGUUGGGAGCGGAUGGCUGUAGUUUCUUCUCUGGGAUCCUCAUUCAUUCCUCGCUGAACCUCCUGUUGCAUAAAUGAUGCUCCGGGAGCGAGGCUUUGCCUUUUUUUUUCUCCUCCGGAUUUGGGUUUAACAGUGGAUGCUCCCGGGUUUGGCUCGCCUCUUUGGAAAUACAAUAUCGCUUUUUUUUUUCUUGUUGUUGUUGUUUUUUUUAUUAAUUUUUUGGUUGUUGUUGUUGUUGUUUUUUUGUUUUUAUUUUUGCUGCCCCUCCAUCUUUUUUUCCCCUCCCUUCUUCUUCUCAACCAUCCGCCCCCCAACCCCCCUUGAAAAAGCAAAAUCCGACUGUGUUUCCUGCAAGGCUCGGGAUUUCUGAUUGCGGUUAUUUCCAUGUUUCUAGGUUUGUGUGAUUUUGCUAAAAUGCAUCACCAACAGCGAAUGGCUGCCUUAGGGACGGACAAAGAACUGAGUGAUUUACUGGAUUUCAGUGCGAUGUUUUCACCUCCUGUGAGCAGCGGGAAAAAUGGACCAACUUCCUUGGCAAGUGGACAUUUUACUGGCUCAAAUGUAGAAGACAGAACUAGCUCAGGGUCCUGGGGGAAUGCAGGACAUCUGAGUCCAGCCAGGAACUAUGGAGAUGGGACUCACUUUGACCACAUGGCGAGCAGAGACCUCGGCUCACAUGACAAUCUCUCUCCUCCCUUUGUCAAUUCCAGAAUACAAAGUAAAUCAGAACGAGGCUCGUACUCGUCCUACGGCCGAGAUUCCAACCUGCAGGGCUGCCACCAGGGCCUGCUGGGACCGGAGCUGGAGCUGGCGGCGCCGGGGGCUCUGUCCCCGAGCAAACCGGGAUCCCAGUUCUACCAGUACGGGGCCGGCGCGCGCCGGAGAGCCCUGCACGGCUCCUCCGUGGAAGUUCAGACAAAAAAAGUUCGGAAAGUUCCUCCGGGUUUGCCGUCCUCCGUUUACGCUCCGUCGGCGACCGCGGCCGAUUUCAGCCGCGACUCGCCGGGGUUCGCCCCCUCCAAGGGCGGCUCCUUCCCCUCCUCCUUCUUCAUGCAAGACGGGCACCACGGCAGCGAUCCCUGGAAUUCCUCGAGUGGGAUGAGCCAAGGAGGUUAUGGGGGAAUUUUGGGGAAUUCUUCCCAUAUGGGACAAUCCAGCAGCUACUGCAGCCUGCACCCCCACGAGAGGCUGAGUUUCCCGGCGCACUCGGCCGAGCUGAGCUCGGGCCUCCCCCCGAUGUCCUCCUUCCACCGCGGCGCCGCCACCUUCGGCUCCUCGGGAACCCCCCCGGCCAACGGGGCCGAGCCGCUGCUGGCCAACCGAGGCAACGGAGCCGCCGGAAGUUCCCAGACCGGAGACGCUUUGGGAAAAGCUCUCGCUUCCAUUUAUUCACCAGACCACACCAACAGCAGCUUCCCGUCCAAUCCUUCGACUCCCGUGGGGUCUCCCCCUUCUCUCGCAGGCGCAGCUGCCUGGUCCAGGAAUGGAGCUCAAACGUCUUCGUCUCCCAAUUACGAGGGGCCCUUGCACUCUUUGCAGAGCCGGAUCGAGGAUCGCCUGGAACGUCUGGACGACGCCAUCCACGUUUUACGGAACCACGCGGUGGGAUCAGCGCCGGCCAUGGCCGCCGGGCACGGGGAAAUGCACGGGAUCAUCGGAGCCGCCGCCGCCGCGGCCGCCGCGCACAAUGGCGCCAUGGCCGGGUUGGCCGGAGGUUACGGCACCGGGCUCUUGGCCAAUCGGCACGCGUUGAUGGUGGGCGCUCACCGCGAGGACGGCGUCGGGAUCCGCGGGAGCCACUCCCUGGUUCCCAGCCAGGUGCCGGUGCCGACGCUGCCGGUGCCGUCGGCGACGUCGCCGGAGCUCAACCCGCCCCAAGAUCCUUACAGGGGAAUUCCCUCGGCACUGCAGGGGCAGAGCGUGAGCUCGGGGAGCUCGGAAAUUAAAUCCGACGACGAAGGCGACGAAAAUUUGCAGGAGCCAAAAGGGGCAGAGGAGAAGAAAUUGGAAGAGGAGAAGAAGGAGAUCAAAUCCAUUACUAGGUCAAGAUCUAGAAAAAGAAAAAAAACCUGGAAUUUUUUUCUGUCGAAUCCUCCUCUGGAAAACCGGGAAUUCAUCAGAAAAAAAAAAAAAUUAAUAAAUAAUAAUUAAAUAAAUAAAUAUUUAAGAUCUCAGCCAAUGAGACCGCGCCCCGCGCGGGGCGGGGCCGCUCCGUCCCCCUUCCGCCGCCGCCGCCGCCGCCGCCGCCGCCGCCGCGGCCGCGCCGAGGCCCCGCCGCGGCCCCUCAGCCUCGCUGAGCUCCGGCCCCGCCGCUCAGCCCCGGCCAUGGCGGCUCCGCUCUCGUAA
Cinclus cinclus is the source of this 3132-nucleotide messenger RNA. RefSeq names its product transcription factor 4 (gene TCF4). Gene Ontology annotation, molecular function: RNA polymerase II cis-regulatory region sequence-specific DNA binding; DNA-binding transcription factor activity, RNA polymerase II-specific. The record is from RefSeq and is a predicted model, not a curated record. The transcript has 19 exons. Gene Ontology annotation, cellular component: transcription regulator complex. NCBI's taxonomy places the organism in Eukaryota, Metazoa, Chordata, Aves, Passeriformes, Cinclidae. Gene Ontology annotation, biological process: regulation of transcription by RNA polymerase II.